This is a messenger RNA of Lolium perenne, 1449 nucleotides long. Its product is annotated as serine decarboxylase 1-like. Gene Ontology annotation, molecular function: pyridoxal phosphate binding; carboxy-lyase activity. The record is from RefSeq and is a predicted model, not a curated record. Gene Ontology annotation, biological process: carboxylic acid metabolic process. NCBI's taxonomy places the organism in Eukaryota, Viridiplantae, Streptophyta, Magnoliopsida, Poales, Poaceae.
AUGGUAGGGAAGUGCGGUAGUGAUGUGGGAGGAGAGACUGUGGUGGUAACCCCUACCACCGCAGACUAUCCCCACCAGCUUGGAGUUGUUUGUGCUGUUUAUGCCCCGUCGCCGGUUGACCUCCUCCAGGAAACGGGUGACACUAGCAAUGAGGGAACGACAGCCCGCGUAACGGUCGAGGUCGAGAGGUUCACGGUCCGCGAGCCUCCUUUGAACGUGGAGGCAGCCGCAAAGAGGGCGGACGAGGUGGGGGUGGUCCUCGCUGCCUUCAGCAAUCAUCUCCACGAGAGGACCGCACACCAUCUGGGGUACCCGUUCAACCUAGAUUUUGACUUCAGAAUGUUGGCUCAAUUUCAGAACUUAUCGAUCAAUAAUCUGGGUGACCCUUUCAUUGAGAGCAACUAUGGCGUGCACUCGAGACAGUUUGAGGUGCCGGUGCUCGACUGGUUCGCCUGCCUCUGGGACCUCAAUCAAGACGAGUAUUGGGGCUACAUCACCAACGGCGGUACCGAAGGAAACCUGCAUGGCCUACUAGUUGGGAGAGAGCUUUUUCCUGAUGGAGUUAUAUAUGCAUCUCGCGAAUCGCACUACUCUGUCUUCAAGGCGGCUAGAAUGUACAGAGUUGAAUGUGUCAAGAUCGACACUCUGAUUUCUGGAGAGAUGAACUAUGCAGAUUUUAAAUCCAAACUGCUACAGAACACUGGAAAGCCUGCCAUUGUGAAUGUGAACAUAGGAACUACUGUCAAGGGGGCAAUUGAUGAUCUAGACAUGAUAAUCACAACACUUGAGAAAUCUGGAUACCAAGAUCGGUUCUACAUCCAUUGUGAUGGUGCUCUCUCUGGCCUUAUGAUGCCAUUUAUCGAACAAGCACCGAAGGUGUCAUUUAAGAAACCUAUUGGAAGCAUCAGUGUCUCGGGACAUAAAUUCAUGGGAUGCCCAGUACCAUGUGGCGUUGUAAUAACUAGGCUAGAACACGUGAAAGUGCUAUCUAUGGACAUUGAGUACUUAUCGUCCAGAGAUGCAACCAUCACAGGUAGCCGCAACGGCCACGCACCAAUGUUUCUAUGGUACACAUUAAACAAGAAGGGUUAUAGAGGCCUCCGUAAAGAAGUUCAGAAGUGCUUGAGAAACGCUCAUUAUCUCACAACCCAUCUAAAGGAUAUGGGAGUAAGUGCAUCCUUAAACGCACUAAGCAGCACUGUGGUGUUCGAGAGGCCACAAGAUGAGGCGUUCGUUCAAAAGUGGCAGCUCGCAUGUGAGGGGAGCAUCGCACAUGUGGUGGUGAUGCCAAACGUCAAUGUGGAGAAGCUUGACGACUUUGUUGCAGAGCUUGUUUCCAAGCGGAGCUCCUCGAAUGAAGGCAAAAAAAUUAGCGUACCAUGUGUUGCUAAUGACAUAGGCAUAGCAAAUUGCCUCUGCGGCCGCCAUAAUAAGUUAGGAAUUGUGUAA